Messenger RNA from Symbiodinium pilosum, 336 nucleotides. NCBI's taxonomy places the organism in Eukaryota, Dinophyceae, Suessiales, Symbiodiniaceae. The record is from the annotation of a GenBank genome assembly.
GAGAAGGGGACGGGCCUCACGUUUCGCCAGUUCACUGCAUGGUCUCGGCGUAUGAAGGAGGCGGAGAUUGCAGAAUAUGUGCGCCAGUUCAAGAAGCUCGACGAGAGUGGUGAUGGCGUUCUGGAUCGCUCGGAGGUGAAGACGCUCUUGGCAGAAAUGGGGUACACGCCCAUGCGAUCCAACGUGCAGGAUCUCUUUGAGGCAGUAGACAUGGACAAAGACAACACCAUCAACUUGGAGGAGUAUCUGGAUGUGAUGGAUUACUUCAAGAAGUGGGACGGUUUCACUGGAUCACAGGCUGACGAGCUGCAGACCCUUUUCAACAGGCCCGCUUAG